Molecule: messenger RNA, 915 nt
Organism: Arachis duranensis
Lineage: Eukaryota; Viridiplantae; Streptophyta; Magnoliopsida; Fabales; Fabaceae
Exons: 2
Coding region: 1-336 (111 amino acids)
Molecular function (GO): zinc ion binding; nucleic acid binding
Source: RefSeq, a predicted model, not a curated record
AUGAAGUAUGGACUUCGAGCGGACAAUCCCGUGUCAAAUGAAUCGCAAGGAAGAGGUGUUAAGGAUCCGGUUCGUGUGAGAACCAAAGGGACCGGAAGUAGCAAUCAAGCGUCUCCAUCAACUGGUAGGAAGCGAAGGAAAUGCAGCAGCUGCGGAGGAUUGGGCCAUCGAAGGACUAGAUGCCCAGGUGUGGGUGCAUCAGGGAGAAUCGGCAUUGGACUUCAUGAAGUGGCAGGCACUAGCGCCCAACCUGAUCUGGAAGAUGGUCCGUCGGAGCAAAGAAGGUCAAGAAAGAGGACAUGCAACCUUUUGGAAACCUAUCCCAGGUACAUCUGAUUUUCAGCAAUUGCAAAGUUCGCAAGCCAGUAAUGAUAUUCAGGAGGGAUGUAUGGUUUUUCAGUAGUAGAUGAUAGUUAGGAGUGUGUAGUUAAUUUGAUCCCAAAUGAAGUUAUGAAUCACAUUAUGGAGCGUUAGCAUGUGCCAAAGCUAUGAAUCAUGUUAUAGAUUGUUGUUAUGUCAUGUUUUUUGAAAAUUGCUAAAAUGUGUUCGAUGAAUACCAGUAUGUGUGUCACACAAAUGGACUCUGAUAGAAGGUAUUUGGAGGGUGUCUAGUCAUGUGUGGUGGCUUUUUCGAACCUUUUGGAAAUUGUGGUUUAAUUCCCUGAAACUUAAGGGGGUAGCAAUAGGAUAAUUACUAUGGUUGAAUAACGAUAUUAUCUUUACGUGACCCUGUUAAUGUCUUGCCUCGUGCUGUGUUUGAUGAAUUUUAACGUCGAUAAGGUGACUGUGGUAUUUUCAGCUCCCAUGAUGAAGACACCAAAUCAUUGAUUAACAUAUAUUAUUGCUUGGUGGACAGGAACAGGAAAAAAAAAAGAAAAUUCAACAAGCAAUGAAAUUGGAGAAAAAAAAGGAUAA